AUGACAUUGGAUGAUAUGAAAGAAAAUGUUUUAAGGAGGUUUUUAGUGAAUGUAUCCAAGGGGAAAUAUAAAAGAGCAAGGUCAAAAGCUAUAGAGAUGAUAGAAGUAAGGUUUGAGGAACACUAUGGUAGGGUUUGGGACUAUGCUGAUAGAAUCCUCAGGGUUUGGGACAAUACAAAUGAAAUCUUCAGGACUGUGAGAUGCGGAAAAUGCCAAGAGCUUGGGCAUAACAAGAUUUCUUGCAAGAAUGAUGAAGGUCCUAAAGAUCCUAUUCAAAAAAGGAAGAUUGGAAGACCAAGGAAAGAUGGAUGUGGUCAACCAUAUUUUGACCAAUUCCCACCUAAAAGGACCGGAACAGGGAUGGAUGGUGAAGGGACAAAUAAGAACAAUGUUCAACAUGAAGAUAUUCAACCUACUCAAAAUCUAAAAGAGAAUGUGGCUAAUGAAACUGCUCAAAGUGAUGAUGAAGAUGUUCAACAUAAUCAAAGGAUCUUAGUUACUCUAAAGAAAAGGAUAAAGAUGAAGACAAGGAGGGGGCAAAAGAAGUGGGACAAGGGAGGAGACUGUGAGAAAGAUCUUGAGGUUAAGGAAAAGAUAACUAAGGUUGAGGAGAAGGUGAAUGAGGUUAUGGUGAAGGAGCCUGAGGUUGAGGAGAACAUGACUGAGGUUGAGGAUAAGGAGAAUGAUGUUGUGGAUAUGGAUCCUAAGCUUAAGGUGAAAGGGACUGAGGUUAAGUACAUGGAGACUGAUAUCCAAUAG
Molecule: messenger RNA, 759 nt
Organism: Lactuca virosa
Lineage: Eukaryota; Viridiplantae; Streptophyta; Magnoliopsida; Asterales; Asteraceae
Source: the annotation of a GenBank genome assembly